Contarinia nasturtii (swede midge) is the source of this 9467-nucleotide messenger RNA. Its product is annotated as probable serine/threonine-protein kinase DDB_G0282963. The transcript is spliced from 12 exons. Gene Ontology annotation, biological process: cell-cell junction organization. The record is from RefSeq and is a predicted model, not a curated record. Bases 434 to 7237 code for a protein of 2267 amino acids. NCBI's taxonomy places the organism in Eukaryota, Metazoa, Arthropoda, Insecta, Diptera, Cecidomyiidae. Gene Ontology annotation, cellular component: apical junction complex; plasma membrane.
UCGUAAUUUACAACACGUUUUACCAUAUAUAAGAUUUUUUUCUUUUGCGUUUUACGUCUAGAUUCAAUUAAGCAUCUAGUUGUUUUGGCUGCCACGGUGCUUUGAGAUUUUAUAAAACCAAUAAAUGUUCAUGGGUUUGAACAAGAUUGAAAAUUGUUGCCGAAUUGAAUAAAAAAAUCAUCGUGAUCAUUGGCUGAGAACGAAAAUUCGAAGAGUUAAAUGGUACACGAUCCGACACAUUAUAUCAUAGCCGAGCGCAUCAAAAGGCAAUGAAGCAAAAUCAAAGUAGUACUUAGUGUUUCUUUAAAAUAAAAGGAAGCAAUCAACUGCAAUCAUAUGUAAGCCUCAACGGAAUAAAACGAAAAAAAAAUCGAACAAAACCGCCCCCUUCGAAAACGAACAAAACCCACAAACGAAUACGAACAAUAUACGAAUGGAUAAUUUAGAUAUAAGUGAUUCGCUGUCUUCAUCGUUUCCGUGGUUGCCGUAUGGAGCAUCGCAAUUUGACUAUCAGAAUGGUGAUCUAAGCUAUUUUUCACAGCGCAGUGCCAUGCUGGAACCAAUCAUCGAAGAAACAUCGGAUGAUGAUGAUGUGAGCUGCGGUCAUGUUUGGACACACAAUGAAAACCAAUGGAGUUCUGAAUCGGAUGCCGGUUCAGUGAUCCGUGUCGAACUCAUUCAAGAAGCCGAUACCAUUUCGGAAAGGGAUUUUGCGUGUCCACCAAAGCGUCGAAAGCAAGAAGAAAACGAUGAAGACACUCUGCUGAAAAAGUCCACAUCGUUGAAUGAUGACUACAAAUACCGAAUCGAUCUCCUCGAACCAACAAAUGCCGAUGCAUUUACAAAACGAUUUUGCAUAGAUCCGGUGAAUUUUGAUCGAUUCUCAGACCCGGAUAGUUUGUCAUUCAAUUCCUUGUCACGGUCAUCGUCUCUGAUCCAGUUUGAAUCGCUGGAGCGUCAAAUUCAAACGGGCGAUACAUUUGGUGGUUCAUCGCCAUUUCUCAAUAACUUAGCUCCGCCAACAGCAACAACAACGCCGCAAGAGACAAGCAACAAAGUUGUUGAAUUCAUUGCACCCAAAACCAACGAAAAUGCCCACGAUACGAACAAUACGUCGCGCAACUACUAUGACAUUGAGAAGAUCGAUUUUAAUUCGGCUCUAUUUUUAAAUUGUCAAGAACAGACAAGUUCAUCGGAGUCGAGUUACUCUACAGACAAUAGCAUUUACUAUUCGGAUAAUCAAACCGAAAUCGAAUUGGUUGCCAAAGACACACAACAACGUCAAACCCAAAAUGUAAAAAUGGCAUUUCGAAAUAAGAAUUCGGUUGAGAAUCUGAGUGAAGAUAGUGGCUACGGUGAAUUCCCAUCGAUAAAAUGCCGAUCGAAAAGCAUACCAAAUCUAAAUCAAGAUCAAUUAAUCGAAGAAGACGAAGAUUUGGAUAAUCAUCGUAGUCUAAAUAAUAUAAGUAACAGUCGUAAUUUAACGAAAGUCAAAAUAAAUAGUUGCACUGGCAUCAACGGCACGACAAAUAAUAAUAGUUCAAAAAUAAACACGAACAAUACCGAAAUACGGCGAACCGACGAAAAAUCAACGUUCGGUGUUUCCAAAAAUAACAGUCGUAACGAUCGGUGUGAUUGGAGUGAGCAUGUUUUUACAGCGCCAACAAAUACAAAUGGCGUCAGUAGUAAAAAAUCAGCUUCAUAUACAUCGUUGCAAAAUACACAAUCAGCCAGUUUGCCAGAUAUUUCAUCCCAUUUUGCUGACGAUUACGAUACCAACGAAUCGAUAUUCUACUGUGACACAACAAAUUCCAAUCGAAAAUCAAAACGAAAUACGGUGUGCGGUGAUUUAUUGAGUGAAACAGUAUCGUUGUUGCAAAAAGAUUCGUUUAAUGUUGCAAGUGUACCGAACAACUUAAAUAUAUUCGCGUCACAAUGUUCGAGCAAUGGUGAUUUCGAUGUUACAUCAAAUGACAACUGGAUAUCAAAGAACCCACGACACACUAUAAAUAGUCAUUGGCAAGAGCCGACCACAACAAAUGCCGAAAGCAUUGCAAGUCGUAAUUUCGAUUUGACAAGAACGUUUGGCGUUGUUGAUUAUCACUGUACAAUAACACCGCCGUCAUCAUCGUCACAACAAACAUUUCAACAGCAAAAGAUCAUCAAUUCAAGCUACAGCAAUUUAACACUAUUAGACUAUUCCGGAAGUACAAAAAGUAUACGUAAUCAAUUACGUGCAAUGGCAGAAAAUCAAAAACGACACAGCCUAUCAAGUAAUCGCAGCAGCAACGGCAGCAUCACAACCGGCAGCACUGAAUUUAGCAAAUGUAAUUUUUUGUUGGACGAAAUUUCAGCGCAUUUUGAUAAGAAUCUAUCGAUUUUAAAUGAUAAAGGCGAUUUCGAAGAUGAACCAGACAAUAUUUCGCAUUCAGUGAAAGAGUUAAUUGCACGUGAAAUAAAACCACCGCAACCGCCACCACGGCGACAACUGAAAAAAUGCGCAACGAAAAGUGAACGUGAUGCAAAAACCGAUUCAACAUUAUUGGAAAAAUCGAAUUACACUUUUGAUCGUGAUCCAACCAAUCUUAAAACAUGCUAUGCCGAAAGUUUGGAACGAUGCAAUGUCGACUUUCAAUCGUCAAACAGUAUAAAUUUGUUUGAAGACGAGACAACAUCAAAUAAUUUUAGCCCAGUAAAACAUUCAACGCCAGCUAAACGUGAAAUGGUCGCGAGUACACCGAAUUUAAUUCAACAUCGAUCGGAAUGUGUGGAAAGUGAUGAAUGUUUACAUUCAUCUAGCGCAUAUAAUUCCUUAAAUCCACUGCCACAAUCCGAAAUGCCACAAACGAAAGGCAUUCUAUCGGGCGGUUCAAGGAAUUCAUUGGGCAAAGGCGUCAGUUUUUAUCCCUAUGUCUCACAAAUCAGUUGGCUAGAACAAUCAUCCGCCGAAGAUGCGGCCGAAAUUAGUGAUAGUGAAAUCAGCGACAAUCAUAAUAAUAAGAGUUACAACGAUACGAGUAAUUCGUCAAGCAACAGUAACACCAGCAAUAUGAUUUUGCCAUCAACGGAACAAAUACAAUCAAAUAACGAUAGUGUAAACAAUAACAUAAGUUUAACUAAUACAUUGACUGGUCGCCCAACAGUCACGUCGUCAUCGUCGACGGCGACGACAACAACACAAAUAAAUACACACACAAAUGAGACGUACGACACUAAUGAUUCCAGUGUGGUAGAUAGUAGUGAUGAUGAUUUGUACUAUGAAACACAACCUCGAUCGUUGGCAGCAUUAGCCGAGCGAGAUAGACGUCGUGAGCAGCUGUAUCUACAGAAACUGGCGAAAAAGCAACAGAAAGAUCAACAACAACAACAUCAAAGUGUAAACACAAGCACAGAUCGUAAUGUUUUGGUGGACAGUCGAGACGGUAUGUCGAUUCAAGCGAAUGCAAUUGACAGCAGUUCAGCGAUGAUCGUCAAUGCGAACAGAGUGUCGGUUGAGUCAAAUAAUGUGAAUCGUAUUAGCUGUGGAAGUAAUGACAUCAACAAUCGUUUAAGUGCUGAACAAAAAUUAAACAACAACAACAAUAAAACAACGUCAAAUAAGAGUAAAAUUUCAUGCACAAAUUACCCAAAUAAUAAAACUGAUUUACGAGAAAAUUGUUCAAAUCGUAUAAGUGUUGGUGGUGGUGGUAGUGGUGUUGUAUUGCAAAACGGCAGUGGUGAUAGUGAAACCGAUAAUACAAUAAAUCAAAAACAACCAAUUAAAAUGGAAACCAACAAAUCGAAUGUGAGUGCUAUAAAUGUGCCAGUAUCAUCACCGCAAGCAACAAGUAAAAGUGCAUCAUUGCCCGCAAAAAUGAAUAAUUUUGAUAAGAAAUCAGCGCACAAACCGGGUUUCCUAUCACGUUUUACCAAUUUUCGAUUUUCAUUGCGUGGUAGCAAAAAGAAAUUAAAAUCACUAGAAAAUACACCAUCAAAUGCCACCAAUAAUAUUGUACUUGUGUCAACAAAGAGUGCUACCGCACAAAAUAAUAAUCAACACGGUGAAUCGGUCGUCGAUCAUGUACCUUUGCGAAAUAAAACCAAUAAUAAUAGCUCAAGAGCGGGUUGCUAUCAACGAAACUCAAUGCGAAGCAAUGAAUUCGAAUAUAUCCCAUUAAAAGAUCCGAUUGCUGUUGUAUUUGACACACCAAAUCAAACAAGUGAUAAAAAUGUGGGCAAUGUAACAACAAAUAACACCAGCACACCGAUAAAUGCAACGAAAAAUGCAACGAAGAAUUUCAAGAAUGAUAACAAUAACAGCACAUUUAUCGCCGCCGAAAAGAAAAAUAAUGUGGUAACAUCAAAGCCACCACUACCACGACAACCACCACGUGUAGUCGGUGUAUGCGCAAAACAAGCAUCCACAUUGAAUUCCACACAUCCAAGCUAUUAUCAGCAAAGCAAUAAUAAAGCGGCUACAUUGUCACAAUCGAAUCCACAACGUGAAGGAGUAAAACGUCAUGCGCAACAACAACGUUCCACAUCGGUGCCACCGCGCGAAAUCAAUUUUAACAGCCCAACUGAUAAUGGCAAGAAUUUCCAUUAUUUGGCAAACCACCAUCACGACGAUGAUGAUUAUCAGUUGCUUUCCAGUCGACAAACAAACGAGUCUUAUUCGCGUGGCGGUCUCUUAAAAGGUGCAGUUUCAAGUGAUGGUCUAUUGAUGGAUGUGAAUGAAAAUAGUUUUUGUACGGGCGACGAAGAUGAAGACGAUGAUAGUAAAAUCGGUCUCAUCGAAACGAAUCUCGACACCGACGAAACGAUUAUAUCGGGCAAAACGCGUAGUCUUAUGGAACUUGGUCCACAAAUGGCAAACCGUUCAAAUGGCACAGCGGCCAAUAUUCGCUUAGGUAAACAUGGUGCCAAAGGCAAUGAUCCAACUACAAUCGAACCACGACGACCACAUAAAAGCAUGGAAUUUUUAUUGGAUAAAGAAAAUCAACGUUUUGUUUUGCCGCCAGAAAAUGAGCUCCAAAAAUCGCACGACACCAAUACAAAUUACAGUGAGCAUCAAUUGCGUGUGCAAGCCUCAUUACAACGCUUGCACAUUCCCGAUUGGUUCAAACAGUACAGUACAGCUACAAAAACUGGUGAAAAUACCGGUGGCUAUGUGCCGGGCAGUUUUACCAAAAAACGCAACGCUGAUACGCAACGAUGGACUGGCCUUAGUUCAAAAACCACAUCACUCAGCUCAUUAGGAUCGCAUCGAUCUGAUCGUAGCCCAUUAUUGUUAAGCCCAUCAGCACAAAGUCAUCACGGUGGCCAUACAGGUUUUUCGCGUUGGUCAACAUCGCAUCUAAAUUCCAGUCAAACAUCACCAAGUGCUUCGACACGUGGCUCAUUCUCACGUGGCGGACCAAAUUCAAGCAUUUUAUCGAAUCAAUCGUAUGCAAAUAAUUCGAUACGUGGCUCAUUCAGGCAACCAUAUCUCGGAUGGAGAAGCCAAGAGAAAUUAUCACAACCACGAACGCCUCACGAACGCCUUGCAUCGUCGAUGUUAAGUCGUCAACAAACUAAACAGCAACCACAAACCCAGUCAAACAAUACGAAUGCGUUAAGUGCUAAAACUGCCACAGAGCCAGCUGUUUCACCUGAAAUUCAAACGUCAAUCAAAGAAGUUACAUCAGCUAUUGUGCAUUAUGUCAACGAUACAAAUAAUCGAACGACAUCGGGCAAUUCAAGAAGUCGAUCGGCCAGUCCCUCGUCUCGACACUGCUGGUUGGAGAGUUCAUUUGUUGGUAAUAAACCGAUGGAUUCACCGCAGACACCGGUUUUGGAUAGUUCGAUUGGCCUGUCAGCCACAUCUUCCCGUGUCAAUGGUGUUGAGUCACCAUUACCAGUACUAUCCAUUCAAAAUGAUCGGCCUUCGCACAGAGGUUCAGCAACAUUAGAAGAUGUUUUAGCAUCUUUAUUGGGCUUACCGUCAGAGUACAGGUCGUCCUCAGGAGAUACAAACGUAAUCAAUGAUAGCUGCCGUUUAACAAUCGAAGCGCAACCGUUGCGUCGUCGUAGCGAAAGUGAUGCCGCAAAACGUCCCGAUUCAACAGCUCCUGACAAUAAUGAUUUAACCGCUCAACUACGUCGUGUUAGCCUCGAUUCAACGGAAUCAAAAUCAGCCACCACCGCUGCCAUUUCAUCAGCAGAAAUGAUAAAAUGUCGAAAUCCAAAAUGUGAUGCAGCCGCCAAUGCAGCUGAUGCCAAACGAAAUUAUAAGAGUUGUCACAAUUGUACUCAAAUGUAUUGUUCACGUGAUUGUCGACGUGCACAUUGGGAAAAGCAUCGCAAAGCUUGCCUUCAUUCACGUGUGUCGGUGUUGUGCCGUCAAGUGUUGUCAGCUUGUAAAGAUGAUAAUGAUACCCUAUCCCACUUAUCGAUUUUGGCUCGACGAGGCUAUUUAACACAGGGCCGUGGUGUUGUUCGCAUAUUAUUUCGUAGUCCAGAGAGUGCUGAAGUAUUUGUUAAACAGGGUUUUCAACGAAUUGGUGAGGCGUCUUAUGUACGAUGGCCAGAGUUGAUGCCACAAGAAAUGGGCGCUGAACUAUAUUCGGAAUUACUUCGAUUGAGCACCGAAUACAAACCCGAUUCAAAAAUGUUAAUUUAUGUUGCAAUAUGUGUUGUAUCUGAAGCACCAAGCAGUGCAUCAUCGACAUCGGUCAAAUGGGAACGUCAACUCGUAUCGCGAUGUGCCAAACUAAAGCUAAGCAAAACAUUACCGAUAGAUUUGAUAGCCAAUAAUAGUGCAAAUACAAUGGCAAAUACAGGUCAUCAAAGAACAACAUCAAAUACAUCGAAUUCCAUAUCGGAUCCGUUGGCCACAAUUGGUAUAGCUGAACCAACACGUGUUUAUACCGAUGUUCUUAUUCUAACAUUUAAUAUGUGCGAUAAAACACAAAAUACACCAAAAAAUCGUGAACUCGUUCUACAAAAUAUGCAAUUGGCAUUGAAAAAACGUGGUGUUAGCCUGCGUAAACAUUAUCCGGAAAUAUUUCAGCGGCUUAAUUCAUUUGUCGAGGGUACAACGGAUCGUUUUAUGCCGGUUACGUUACAUCCACGCGAUUCAUCGACAGGCCAACCAUUCAUAUGCAUUAUGAUGCCAAAUCAUGGCGAAACCGAUCGUAUCAAAUUACCGGAAUCGGACAAAAUCAAUAUUGUUACCAUUGACUGCUUAGAAAUAGAUCAAAGCACAUUGAUUGAGUAAUUGCCAUGGAAAGCGGCACAAAUCGAACAUUCUAUAUAUAUAUAUAUAUCGAUCGUAUAUUGUUACAGAAGAAUUUAAAGAGAUAAAAAAUGAAAUGACCUACAUUCACAAAUUUAUAUAGAUGACAAAAUGAGCUCAAACUGCAGGAAAAGCAUAUCCAAAUAAUCGUCGUUACAUUUACAUAAGGAAAUAAAAAAAAAUAGUGUGUUAUAAGUGUGUUAGUCGCACGACCCGAACAUAAACUCGAACAGCCUUGAAUUAUAAGCGCGAAACACAUCCGUUACACUUAUUAAAUCAGGUUACAUUGUAAUAAUAUUUGUGGUACGAACUUUUAAUCAAAUGAGAUUAAAUUAUGAAGACGAGAACUAUGCAAAAUGUCGUUGAUUACGGGAAUAAUAAUAAUAAUAACAAAUGGCAAUGAUGUGGCGAUAGCGGCUCAGUUUUGAUGGUAUAUUCAAAAAGCCAAAUCAAAUGCGGCAAAUAAAUGAAAUUUAAAUUGAAUUCAUUGCAUUGGAUAGAAAAAAGACAGCAUGAAACCUCAUUGCGAAAACAAAUAGGUUUUCAAUAACAAUAAUAAUCGUUUUUUUGUAGAUUGAAACAAAAUAAAGUCAACUAAUCCACAGUUAAAUCUCCCCCCACACAAAUAUGUGAUUUAAAAUGUGAGUCUCUUCAAAUCUCUCGCUCAAUAACUAUGCAAACCAAAUAAAUUGGGCCAAAUAUGUAAUAUUCUGUCAACAUACACAAUCAAUUUUAUCCCGUCGCUCGCGUUCAGAUAUUUAUAAUCAAUAAUAAUCAUAAUCUGUACAGCAAAACCUGUAAAUUACGAAUGCAUAACACACAUACAAAAUGAGCUGAAACCAAACAAAAACUGAUUAGAAAAUAAGUAAAAUAUAAAAAAAUCCAUUUCGAAUUUAUUUCAAUCAGAGUUUUUCGAAUUUUAUUCAAAUUACAACCAUUGUAUCGAGAUUUACCUUUACCGCUUUGUUUUUAUUCUUGCCUCUUCUUUUUCUAUCUCGAUUAUUUACUCAAACAGUUUUUUCAAAUCUUAAUCACAAUUUAAAUAUCCUCUUCCUUCUCCUCGCCUUUUUGACUUGGAUGAAAAGUUGUGGGUCUAUUGAAUUCAUUCCAAUCAUAUCCAAAAAGGCCAUUUUGUACCCGUUCAAAUUUUUGACGAAUGUUCUAAUGUGCAAGGUGUUUUUUUUUUAUUUCAAACUUGACACGCAAUAUUAAAUGAGAGAGACUUUAGGCUUAUAUAUUCAAUAUGAACAAAUGUUUAGAUCAAUUCCCAAUGAAUUUUUUUUUUGUUCUCAAAUAUGAAAGCAACAUUUAAUGCUUUCGAUAAAGCUAUAUGGCCGGCAAGGUGAUUUGGCUGAAAAUGCGUACGUAAUAAAGAAAAUGUAUUUUCAAUGACUUUCGAGUUAAAUUAAGAGCAUUCUAAUGCUAAAUAUUUAUCUGAAUUUAAUAAUACUAUUAUCACAGGCAUUGUAUGUUGGCUUGAGGUGCGUUGGUAGCUCAAUUUUUCCAGCUAGAAUUUAAAAAAGCAAAUAAUAAAGAUAAAACAAUUUGCAUGAUUUAAAUUUGUACGGCGCCUUUCUAGCUAUAGAAAUUGAUACAUCACACCUCCUCGUCCAAUUAUCGACUUAACAUUAAAUUAUAAUAAAAAAAAAGCAAAUUACGAUAAAAAUUAUAUUUAUUACGAUAAAUGAUUAAUAAAUAAAAUGCAAAUAAACUAAGGGAUUAAUAUAAACGCUUGUUACAACCAACCAAAAAAAAAAUAUUCAAGAAAAAAAUUCUUAAAUUAUAUUAGAUACCAAAAAUUAUAACGACCAACUCGAGUCAACUCAAAUAAGAUUUGUUAGAUGAUUUGAAUUUUUGUGUAAUUUUUGAAUUUCUCAUUUGAUUGCCUUCCAAAAACUGUUAAGUUUUUUCUUUGUGUGGUAAAAAAAAUGCUUUGACUAAUUAACUUACAUCAUUUUUUGAAAUAAGUGAAAGAGUGUGACGAAAACCAUUGAAAUUUACUUUUUUACCAAAAUAUCGGAGCUGGCUUCGCACAUAUUCAUUUUGCUUUAAAUUGACACUUGCGUUAUUGAGAACCAUUUUGUUGCCAACCAAAAAUGCGAUUGCGAAAGAUAAUUUUAUUGCAUGUUUGUUGUAGUUUUAAUCAAAAUAUAGCAAAAUUCAAAGAAAAUAUACGUUUUUUGUUAUAAAUCAAAAAUUUCGAGCGCUUAUA